This is a messenger RNA of Colius striatus (speckled mousebird), 2235 nucleotides long. RefSeq names its product collagen alpha-1(I) chain-like. NCBI's taxonomy places the organism in Eukaryota, Metazoa, Chordata, Aves, Coliiformes, Coliidae. The record is from RefSeq and is a predicted model, not a curated record. The transcript has 5 exons. The coding region runs from base 1 to 2235 and encodes 744 amino acids.
AUGGCCACCACAGCGCGCAACACCGAGGCGCCCCACGCACCUCAGAGCAUCCCCCACCCCUCGCUACGCAGCACAGCGCCAGGGCACCCCGCACCCCUCCACGCAGCACCACGGAGCCCCCGGGGCACGCCGCGGAGACCAAGCAGAGCCCCGAGCACCCUGGGGCCGCCGGGGCGCCGCCGUCCCGGGGUCAGGGCUCCCCUCAGCCGUCGGCAGCGAAGCCUCCCCGCGGCGCCCCCCGGCCCCUCGCCGCCCCCGGGCCUCCCCCAACUCUCAAACUUUGGGCGGGCGGCGGCGGUAGCCGGUGCCGGUGGUCGGCCGGUGCCCGCCGCGCCACCUCCCCCUCACUCACCGCCAGGCUGUGGGGGAGGGGCGGGGGCCAAGGCUCCUCUCAGCCCCGGGCGGGAGGGGGCGGCGCAGCGUCUCCCCCCGGCGACGGCGGGUCCUUCCCCCUCCCGCAAACACACACAGGCUCCAUUGUCCGCCAGCGCCUCCCCCCUCUUCUUCCCGCACACAUGGCCCCCGGGGGAGGCGCACGCCGAGGCCGGGGGGCUGCGGGAAGGCGGGCGGGUGGCUGCGGGGCGGGGCGAGGCGAGCGCCCUGCCAGCCCCCCUCAACACCGUCCUGCCCAAAACCACCUCGGCUGCCAAGGCAGCUUGUGCCAUGGCACCUUCGCUGGCCGCCGCCUCGGCACCACAGCAGACGCCAGCUGCCCGCAUUGAGGCUUCUCCGCCUCGAGAAGCUGAGGCGGGCACCGUGCAUCGCAACCAGCCACGGGCACAGCCAUCAGCUCGCCAGGGGCGCAGCCCAGAGGUGUCGGCUGGAGUAUUAUGUUCACUCAGCCCUCUGACACCCGGCGUGGAAUUUCCCUUCCACGUAUUUCUGAAGGAGGAAGGGGACGGCUGGCCCUCGGAGCUUCAGAGCUUGGACGAGGUGCUGAACGCAGUGGGCAGAGAGGGGCGAGUGCAGGGAAGAGCUACGCUGCUACAUAGGAGGCUCUUUGCCCAUGCCUUAGGAGGGCAGCGGGGAGGGCGGCCGCCCCCGGCGCUGCCCCCCACCCCAUCCUCGGCCCGCCGUUCCCCGAAAGCCGCCGGGACAGAAGCCAACAGGUGGAAGGCGCUUUUUGUCCUUUUCGAGCGCAGUCCCGGUUCUCUUUCCCCCUCCCCGGCUGUGGUCCCGGCACCCAUUCCCCCGGCCACCGGGUCCCUCCCCGCGCGCUGCCGCCGCGGGGAAACUGAGGCACGGCGCGGCGGGCACGGCGGACAACCGACCGCUGCAAAAGUUUCCGCCCCCCCGCCGAGCCGAGCCGAGCCAAGCCGAGCCGGGGGAGCCGGGCAGCGUGUCGGGGCUGACUGCGGCAGAGGCUGCCGCCUGCCCGCACGCACACAUACCGGCGCGCACACGCCGCCCCCCGCUGCUGGCAGCCGGGCCGCGCCGCGCCGAGCCAGGGGAGCCGGCGGCGGGGAGGCGGCCCCGGGGGCGGCGGCGCCAGCCAUCGGCCCCCCGCCGGCAGCGCGGCGCGCAGGCUGCCCGCGGGCGGCGGGGCCACGCCGGGCCGGGCCGAGCCGGGCCAGGGCGGGCGGCGUGGCCGGCGCUUACCUGCCUCAGGCGGUGAAGGCUCGGAGCGGCAUGCCGGGCGGGGGGCGGCGGCGGGGAGCGGGAGGCUGCCGGCGGCGCGGCCUGCGCUCGCCGGGCGCUAGGGCAGCAUCAAGGCAACUUAGGGGGAACCCUUGCGGGGCCUAUUGUCUGCGCGGGGCGGCGGGGCGGCGGGGCGGCCUCCCCCCGCGGGCGCCGCGGCGCUUGGUACGGCCCAGGCAUUCAUGCCAAGCGGCUUUCACACAUGGAGGCUUGUCUCCUACGGCUGCUGACAAGCCACAAACAAGACGUCCCCCUCCCUCCUCCUCCUGCCUCCUCCCUCCUCCUCCGGCCUCCUCCACGCGAACUCCAACUCCAGUGACGGGCGGGCCGGGCCUGGCCGCCGCCUCGCCCCGCACCCGCCGGGACGCGGGGGAAGGGAGAAGGCCGGCCGCCGCCUCCCCAGGAAAAUGGCAGGCGCCGGGCGGCCGUGUUCCCCUGCCGAGCCGGGCCCGGGCCGAGCCGGGAGGCCAAACCGCUCCUCGGAGGUCCUUAACAAUAGAGGAGCUGGCAGGGAAUUUGCCCGAUUACCCCAAGGUCAAACAAAUAACAACUGCACACACCAAACGGUCUCGGGUCAACUUCAUCCUGCAGCCAUGA